This is a messenger RNA of Hyaloscypha bicolor E, 1149 nucleotides long. RefSeq lists its product as uncharacterized. Bases 1 to 1149 code for a protein of 382 amino acids. The record is from RefSeq and is a predicted model, not a curated record. Lineage: Eukaryota; Fungi; Ascomycota; Leotiomycetes; Helotiales; Hyaloscyphaceae. The transcript has a single exon.
AUGAUGGCCGACGUCCCUCGCAGGAAGCCCAUGCCUCCUGGAUAUCACGGCUCUCAACCCCCGCAAACGUCGAACAUCUACGGCCAUUCACGGACCCGGACGACCUCCUCAAAUACCUUCCCCACCAUCCUCUACCCGCCUCAACCCCAACAACUUUACCCAAGCAACAUGCAGGCCCACGCCUACAGCUCUCGCCGAACACCCUCAAAUGCAACCUACUCCACCACAGCCAGCAGCGGAAACGGUCCUGCUCCCCUCCGACCAACCUCCCAAGACCUACGACGAUCGACCUCCUCUCGAUCUGGCGGGCUCUCGCCAGCAACAGGAUAUGUGGCGCUGAUGCGGAGGCAGAAGGCCACAGUCUGGUGUGAUCGAGCACAGCAUGAAGAUCCACGGUUACUUGCCCAGCAGAAGGCUGCCAAAGUAAGAGCGACAAUGGAAGUCAUCGGCGGACCUGGAGCAGGGCGGCUGCCCACAAGCGGAUCGGGCAGCUUAGCAGGCGGCAACAGGGUCACAGCGAAAAUCAGGCAUCACGGCAAGUCCGGGCUGGUUGGAUACAGUCCUGGGGACCUUGUUGGUGGCGUAGGAGGUGUUCCCAUGCGAUUAAGUGCCAGUGAAGUUGAGGGAGGGGACAGUGAGGAUGAUGCGGAUAGUGGGAACGUGCAAUACGGCGGGGUGUACCACCAGCGGACUGGCAGCGGGAGAAGCAGCGUCGGAAGCGGUGGAAGACGAGGCCUCACAUAUUCUCGACAAUCGGGUGCCAGUUCUACGGUUGGGAAAUGGAGCGCUGGGAAUACUCCACCGAGCGAGAGUCAGAAUUCGAUCCAGGAUCUGGCUGGGGCGGGCGAGACACCGGUUCCUGGUGGCCAUGUACGGGCAAAGGACUACUUUGCCACGGAUGGAAGCAAGGAUGGGACACGCAGCACUGGAAGUGGGAGCAGUCAGGAGCGGGCAGACAAUGUGGCGGAAUUGGGCACGGCGGAUGCUGCGAGACUUGCUAGCAACAGCCUGAUGAAGUCUGCCAUCACGCGGGAGAAGAGCGUGAAGAGCCCCGAGGAGCUGAGGAGAAGAGGCAGCGUUGAUGAGAGAACGAUGACGAUGAGCGCCGGGCGAUUGUAUAUUGCGAAUCCGGAUGCGGACAGCGAUUGA